AUGCCCAGAAAACCAACAAAAAUACUCCCAACAAUCCAAAAACAUACCCCAAAAAAGCCUGGACCCAUCCGUGAUGAGAGAUGUCAUUCCAGUUCUACAGAUCCAGAUUCACAUCCAACUUGGCAUGCUCAGGACCAGUGCGCUGACUUGGCGGCAUUGCUGGCACAAGGGGAAGAAAAUCAUGAGCUUGCGAGGCGAUUUGGCUCUGUAGCUGCUUUGUGGCACUGGGGGCAGACAUGUGAAGUCGCUAUUUCCAACCUGGGGUACCAGAAAGACCAGGGUUGGAUUGAUUUCGGGCUGCAGACUGAGGCCAGUUCGCCUCCACAGCUGGAGCCAGAAGCCUUGAACGCCAGUUACACGGAGGACUUUGAUGCUGGUGCUCGCGACCGUUUCCGGGCACUACCGAGUACAAAGUUGAGAAUCCCGUGCCUUUUGAACAGUGAAGGCAUCGGCCAAUCUAAGGUCGUUUGCGGCCUCGGCACCACUGUCGCAUCUGUGGAGGGGCAAGAGGAGGAAAAGUCGAAGCUCCGGAGAAAAAUCGAGGAGCUUCGGCAAGCAGCUGGCUCCGCAAAGAACGAGGUCAGAAAGGAAAACUCAGAGUUAUCCGACGUUGAAGACUUGGACACAGGGCUGGUUCACGUGAAAUCGGCAUCCAAAGGAUCCGGUGGAGUGGUGAAGCAGCCCCGAAUGAGUCAGAGCUCGUUGGCUUCUGGGGGGUCGCCGAUGCGGCUGUCUUUGCGGAACUUUUCAGAGCAGGAUGGUGAAGCGGGCACGACGCCAAGCCCUAGGGCAUCUGGAUCCGGCAUGCUGUUCGGGAUGGUGCCGUCAAGCCCAAGUGCGCCCAGAGCAUCGAGUUCUAGCAGAAAGGUGGCACCUGCCCCUGUACAGGCUGCGUCCAGCAGGGGUCGCAGGAACAGUGCGAUGCUGAUUCCCGGAGUUCCAGCGCCGAAAACUCCCGACCCGAAAAAGCCCUCCUUCGGAGCCCCGUCACUGGGUGCUCAAACCCCACCCUUCACCCCACGAUCCUCCAAUGGAGCUCACCAGAGCCCGCAGCAGAGCAGGGCGCGAAGAGGCGCUACCGUCGGCCUGGGUGGGUUCACUGGUGAGGAAGUUAAGCUGCUGCCUGUUUGGAGCAAGUCCACUCAGGGACUGGCUGCCCGGGUCAACGUUAGAUCUGCAAACGCUGGCAUGAAGGACGCGGAGGGAAACCCGAUGCCUGGCGAUUGCGCAAGCCCAGAAAAGAAGGGAACAAACGGCUGCAGACGAUGCAUGCGAUAUAUGCAUGCGCUUCUCUCUGGCUUUGUCUCGGACCCGAGCUCUCCACGACGUAUUACGUGGGAAGUAUUUGGGCUAUUGCUCAUCAUUUACGAUCUCAUUUGGCUGCCCAUGCAAGUCUUCGACUCAACAGACUCACAAUUCACCUUUGCGACCGGCGUGUUGUCCUCCAUUUACUGGACCUUCGACAUCCCGCUGUCAUUCCUGGUUGGCUUUGCUAUCCAAGACCAAGGCGUUAUUGAGAAGGAUUUGAAGAAGAUCGCAUGGAACUACUGCACGGGCUGGCUGUCACUAGAUCUCGCUAUCGUGACGAUCGACUGGGUGAUCAACUUUCUGGACUGGACGAGCAGCUCAUCGGUCAGUGCUGGAGAGGGUAUCUCCUUCUUUCGCAUCGGAAAGGCGGUUCGUUUCCUGCGCUUGCUUCGCCUGCUGCGUCUGCUGAGAGCCCAUGGACGAUUGAAUGAGCUGCUGGAGCACGUGCAGUCUGAGGUCUCCGUGAUCUUUAUCAGUGUUGCGCGAUUGAUAGCUUUUAUCAUGCUGCUGAACCAUAUGGUUGCCUGUGCUUGGUUUUGGAUCGGGCUACUCAACAGACCGGACACGUGGCUCCUUCAAGCAGAUUCAGAUAUUCUCGUUGCACCCAUGGCCUACCAGUAUUUCACGGCAUUGCACUGGUCGCUGACGCAGUUCACUCCAGCUUCAAUGGAGGUCGUUCCCAAAAAUGAGAUCGAGCGUCUCUUCAAUGUCGUCGUCAUCAUCUCAGCCAUGGUGAUAUUCUCCACAUUCAUCUCCGCCAUCACCAAUGCCAUGAACCAGCUGCGAAACUUGAACAGUGAGCGGAAUGAGCAAGCAGCUCUUCUUCGUCGCUACAUGCAGCAGUACCCCAACGUCUCUGCGCCAGUGAAAGCUAGGGUGUGGCGGAGCGUUAAAACCCUGAGCCAGACUCGCUCACGCGUGCACGAAGCUGAUGUCACACUGCUCCGCUUAAUGCCGCUAAGUCUGCGGCAUGAUCUGAGCCAGGAAAUUUACUCCGCACAAUUCCAACAUCCAUUCUUCGUUGUGUGCGAAACGUGCUUCUUAGAUCAAACGCGGAAGAUCUACAGCACGGCUCUGACCGAGAAAUACCUAAGCACUACACAAGAGCUGAUCACUCGAGGUGAGAACGCUACACACAUGUAUUUCUUGAACAGUCGCGUGCCGGAGUCACUGCUGGAGUAUUUUGAAGCCAACGCCCAAGAGCCCACACUCAAACUGACUGCCGGUGCCUGGCUAUGCGAGGCGGCCCUCUGGGUGAAGUGGACGCACAAGGGCACAGCCAAGACCAACGAGAGCUCCGGAUGUGAAGUCAUCUCCGUAGACGCAGGAGUCUUUCAGAGCAUUCUCAAAGAUGAUGCGCCAGUGCGAGAGCCGGUAGCUCAGAUCGCUGGACAUGCAUCAACGGUGCCAGCGCCAGUUCAGAGCUUCCGUGUCAAACGCACACAGAAACUACAGCAGCCACGCCCUGGCAAUCUGCGAGCUUCCGUGGACACUCAAGUCAGAAACGAGACGGGCACAUCCCGUUUGCCAGGAUGUCACGAUGGCCUUCCCCUCUACAAGGUUUAG
This is a messenger RNA of Symbiodinium necroappetens, 2874 nucleotides long. The record is from the annotation of a GenBank genome assembly. NCBI's taxonomy places the organism in Eukaryota, Dinophyceae, Suessiales, Symbiodiniaceae.